UGUGGUGAAGCGUCUCUUUGGUCUAGAGACGAGAAUUCCUCAAACACCUCAGCCUGUUGAAUAGUUAGCCUGCUCGUUUGUCUUUAUCGUGUUAACGUGAGGGGUAAAAGACGACUUUGAAACACAAGUGAACCUUUCUAAUGCUAUUUCACGGAGAGAAUGGUCGGUAAACGAGUCAAACUGUUCGCUUAGUGAAGCUUAAAAACAACAACAUUUACCACUAUGUUAAAAUUCAAGUUGAGGAGGGAGAAAGACAAGGAGUUCAGGCAUAUAGCUCAUGGUUUGAUCCCUGCCGCCUCCAUUGCCCCCAAGGCUGCUGUGCCUCGUACCCCGCCCCCACGCAGCCCAAACCCCUCACCUGAGAGACCCAGAUCAGCCUUGGCAGCAGCCAUCUUGUCUUCUUCGCUCACUGGACAGACAUGGGCCAUCCCCCCUAUCCGUCCGAGGUCUUUCUCUGAGAGUGGCCAAUCAGAGUCCUUCAUAUCUGAACCAAACAUCAGCACAGCACUUUUCAUCAGAGACAGAUGGUCAGAAGAGUUGGCUAGCCGACCACGCCUGUCCUCCCCUGACCACUCGGACGAAGAGUUGGAAGACAAGGAAGAGGAGGUGGAGAGUGAAGAGGACAGGGAAGAACAUGUUUACCAAACUCUUGACAGAGAGGAAAAAUGUUCAAUCACAGAACCUGUCUAUUCUCUGCCACUAAAACUGAAGACCAGUACACCCCAGCUGAUUCAGAUGUCUGGCAGAAGAGGGCCUUCUCCAGAUUUCCCUGAGGAAACUAGUGUCCAACCUCCUGAAGACAGCUGUGAUUCCUCCAAGAAGAAAGUGAGGAAGAGCACUAGAAGUCUGAAAGAAGAUGUGCCGUCUAGUUCCGCGCUACCCAUCCCAACCACCGACCCACCCAGCCAAGCCAAAACCCCCAAACACCCCACCCAGCUGUCUGCAGAGCCCAGCAAGGUGUGCCAUGAGGUGCAGAGGGAGGUAGCGUGGGCCUUGCCAGAGAAGUACACAAGGAUGGUAGAUGAACAAAAGCUACUGGAGGAGCGACUGCAGCGGCUGGAACAGGAGAUCAGUCACAGCCAAGCCUCCUCAAACCUGAGGUCAUCUGCAGGCAGCCAGGCAGAGCUACUGAAUCUGAGGCAACAUGCUCAGGAGCUGGUGGAUGAAAAUGACGCCCUCAAGUUGACAGUUCACCGUCUAAAUGUGGAACUGAGCCGCUAUCAAACCAAAUUCAGACCAUUGUCCAAACAGGAGAGCUCCAGAAUCAGUGGCUUACCAAAGAUGGGGCCUCCUCCUCCUUGGCUGCUCGACAUGAAGUAUUUAUCUCCUUUGCUGCUGGCCUAUGAAGACAGGAUGAACGAGAAAUAUGCUCUUCUGCAAACCACUGAGGAGGAGGUAAAAAGGAUUCGUGUUCAUGUGGAGGAGGUGAUCAAAGAAAAUGAGAGACUCCAUGAUGAAAUUGCAAAGAUCGGAGGGGUUAGCCAGAAGAACUGUCAUCAGCUCCAACAACAGGCCCUUCUGGUUUUGCAGGAGAACCAGGUUCUGAUUGAUCAGCUCGAGGCUCAGCAUGUUAAGGCCAAGAGCAGCCAGAGCAGGCACUAUUCUGAAGUAUCCAAGGUGACAAAGCAACUGAUGUUGUUUGAGGCGGAAAAGCAGCAUUUGCAGGAGGACCUGGAAGAGAGCAGGAGGGAGGUGCAGAAAAAUGAGAGGGAAGUACAAAUUCUGCAGGCCCGCCUGAAGGAUGCCAUCACCUGGGACGAACACUGCAGCAUUGCUGGGAAACUCAGACGACAAUUGGAGCAGCAGGAGAGUAAGAAUAAGAGUGAGAUGGACGAGUUGCUGCUCAGAUUGUCCAGCCUGCAGGAGGAGAGUAGGAGCCUGGCCCUGGACAAAGCCAACCUGACUGCUGAUAUGAAGAGAAUGGAGGUUGAGCAGGCGGUCACCAAACAAGCCAACAGGAAGGCUGAGAGGAGGAUGAGUGUGUUGAAGAAACAGAAGGAAGAGUGCGUGUUGAAAGAGGAGAAUACUCGGCAUUACAUGGGAGCUGUCAUUUCUGUGGCGGAGCACAUUUCCCAGGAGAGAGACCAACUACUACAGAUGGCCUCGGUUCUUCAGCAGGAAAAACAAGGAUUCACCAGCAGGAUUCUGAAAGGCACAGUUCGAUUCGGGAAACUACAGGAAGAAGUCAAAGUGUACCGGCAGCAGGCGUCAACCAGACUGGCAGUGUUGGAGGAGGCAGCGGAGGGGAGGACAGCUUCUUACCACAGGGAGAUCCUUCACCUGCAGAGGCUGCUAAGAGAAAGACAGGAGGCUGAGGAGAGACUGCUGCAGUCCAAACGGGAAAUAGAGGAAGAGUUGGAGAUGGUGUGGCAGGCAGCAACCAGGGAGAACCAGCAGAUCUGCACCUCUAAUCAAAGCCCUGAGCUCCAGAGAAGGUCCACAUUUAAUUCAGACUCAGAUCACCAAAACAACUCCUUGGACGAGAAGCAUAAGCACGGGCUGGAUUUCUAUUGCUAAGAUUCUUGGAGCCAUAAACCAUUGGUGUGUUCACUCAUAAGAUAGACCGGGUACAUAACUACAUUAGUUACAGUCCUGAACAUGUCAACGUACAAGCAUCUGUCCAAUUGACUUUCUUUGCAGAUAAACCUUAAAUUUGCACCAUCCUCUGUAACAAACUCAUAACUGUAUUUAACUACAUUGUAAGCACAAUUCUCUGGUGUUCAAGUUCACUUCACACUUUUUUGUCCUGUAAGGAAAACUUGGUUCGGAAACGAGGACUGCAGUAAAACAUAUAAAACAUGGGAGGGGCAAGAAAUGAUAAUAAAACAGCUCACUUUAUUACACAGCUCAGUUUUAACAGUGUGGCCAAUAUACCUGACAUCAUUCUGGGUAGUCAAAAAGCCAUUUUAUGAAGAUUUUUAAUUUAUUUUGUAUUUUUAAAUUCGUCUCAGGGUUUUAUAGACCGUGCCAACUAGUAUAAUAGAUCAACAAGUCUAACCCAAUGAAUGUGUCCCAAAGAACAUAGCCAACGCUGCCAUUUUCUGGGCACAUAUGAUAAUGGUAUUAUCACCGACACAGUGGCAACGUUACGUGGUACAGAACAGGUGGACAUGGAAAAGGUACAGGUAAAGUAGUAUGCUCAAAAUGACAUUAGGUGAUUUAUCUGUAGCAGAUACUGUUGAUGGUAUUACAGGGAAUUUCCUGAAAAAAAGAUAAAAUAGGUGUUUAUGCACUAAGAAAUGCAUGUAUAUUUAUAUGUGCUUGGCUCAUACUAUUAUUUCUACAGAUUAUAUUUUGAGGCAUGGCUGAUUUAGCGGAAUUUUUUACUUGAUUUUGACUUGUAAUUAAAUCUGCUUUAGACACAGA
Sebastes umbrosus (honeycomb rockfish) is the source of this 3366-nucleotide messenger RNA. RefSeq names its product centrosomal protein 89 (gene cep89). Lineage: Eukaryota; Metazoa; Chordata; Actinopteri; Perciformes; Sebastidae. Gene Ontology annotation, cellular component: ciliary transition fiber; centriole. Bases 223 to 2517 code for a protein of 764 amino acids. The record is from RefSeq and is a predicted model, not a curated record. Gene Ontology annotation, biological process: cilium assembly; chemical synaptic transmission; mitochondrion organization. The transcript has 18 exons.